AGAUAUUGGGUAUUGGAUACUAGUACUUCUUUUUGUAGGUCGUAUUGGCGUUGAUCCCAGGGUCAUUUUCUGGAUCAAAAGUGUAGCGCGUUCGAAAUUUUACUCAUUCGCCUUAGAGUUUCGAUUCCUAGACUGUUUCACUUCUUCGUUGUCCAGCUCUAUCGUUUGUCAGUUAUCUACAACUGGUAGUUACAAAAGUAGUAUCUAGAUAGUUGUUGUUUCAAAAUGGUACGAAAGCGUUUGGAUGCUAAUAAUGAGACAUCGGAGGCAUGUGAUAACUGUCAUUCAGGUCUUUUGUAUGAAGAAAAAGACGCAGGGUAACUGUUGGUAAUGUGUAUUUAUUAUUUCUUUAAAGGUCACACGCGCACAUUAUCAAAUAUAGGGAUUUGGUAAGUUUUCUACUUGUAGCAAAUAAUCUGUACUACAUCUAGUUCAUACAUGCCAGUUCCAGCGAUCUUGUGAUGUUUUAUGCUGGAAUCCUCCUUACUGUUGUUGUUGGGGCUUCUUUUCCUGUGUCAAUCAUGAUUUUUCGUUGGGUUGUUAAUGAUUUUAUGAAUCCUUUAGGCGUAUCCUAUGGAAAAAUAUACAUUACAUCGGCAUGGUUUGCAGCUGUUGCAGCUUCAACGUUUAUAACAUCCCUUGCUCAAGUGUGGUGUACCAACACCAGUUCUUCACGACAAGUGAAGCAUAUCAGACAACUGCUGAUCCAGGCUAUAUUAAGUCAAGAAGUAGCGUGGAUAGAUAAACAAAACAUCGGAGGUCUUAUAGAUAAACUAACUGAACACACAACGAACAUACGCCUUGGCGUUGGGGAGAAGCUAAAUGAAUUUAUUCAAAAUAUCUCAAGUUUCUUUUUUGGCCUAUGUAUUGCAUUUACAUGUGGUUGGAAGCUUACUUUAGUUGCUUGUGCAACAUUGCCGCUGGUACUCAUUGGUUUCUCUUUGUUUGGUAUUGUUGUAAGAAAGUUUACGCAGAAAGAAAAAGAUGCAUAUUCUAAGUCUAGUGCAGUUGCAGAGGAAGUUCUGAGUGCCAUACGGACGGUGAUUUCCUUUGGAGGCGAAAGUAAAGAAAUACUACGUUAUAGCAAAACUUUGGAUGAUACCACUGUAUGUGGUGUGAAACAAGCAGGUUAUCUUGGAUUUGCCGGUGGAUUUGUUGGCAUGUCAGUAUACACUUCUGCAGCUUUGGUAUUUUGGUAUGGAGUUACAUUAAUCAGACAAGAUGAAUACGACCCAGGAUCUGUAAUUCUGGUUUUUUUGAAUGUUAUUAUUGGUAGCUUAUUUUUGGGCAGUGCCUUACCCAACUUUCGUUAUUUUCAUCUGGCCAAAGCAUCAGCUCAAGAUAUAUUUCAUAUUAUUGAACGGAAACGGUCGGUGGAUAAAGCAUCAUCAGGAAAACAACUUGAUGACUUUAGCGGCAAGAUAACAUUUAACAACGUUACAUUUUCGUAUCCGUCACGUUGUGAAAAAGUGGUACUAAAAAAUCUUAACCUGACCUUAGAGUCAAAACAAACAACCGCUUUUAUUGGUCCUAGCGGUUGUGGAAAGACUACAAUAACUCAGCUUAUUGAACGGUUUUACAAUCCUGACAGUGGACAGAUACUUUUUGAUGACACAGAUAUCUGUUCAUUGGAUAUCAACUGGCUUCGUUCACUUAUAGGCGUCGUUCAGCAAGAACCGGUUUUAUUCUCAGGAACAAUAUCAGAUAAUAUACGUAUGGGUUACCUAAAAGAUGCUGUAUGCGAUGAUGAUAUUGUGGAGGCAGCAAAAUUAGCCAAUGCUCAUGAAUUCAUAAUAAAGUUGCCUAAGGGUUACAAUACAAUGGUAUCUCAUGUGGGUGUAGAAUUAUCUGUUGGUCAAAAACAACGCAUUUCUAUUGCACGUGCACUUAUUCGUAGACCGAAAAUUCUUAUUUUAGAUGAAGCCACUUCAGCAUUAGAUAAUCAUUCUGAAAAAAUGAUUCAAUCAGCUUUAGAAGAUAUAAAAAUUAAUCGUACAGUGAUCAUCAUUGCUCAUCGUUUGUCGACUAUUCGAAAUGCGGAUAAAAUUGUAGCUUUAAAGGAUGGUUACAUCAUACAAACAGGUACACACACAGAACUUUCAACAAUUUCUGGAUUUUAUUCAGCUAUGUUGAAACUUGAGAUUCCUGAAACUAACACUCCAUUUAUCAGUGAAAAUGGGUCAAUUUUGCAGACAGCUGACAAUAAUAAAUUCUUUACUGAGAAUGUAGCAUCAGAUCUAGAUCAUAUACAGAACAAGACGAAAAUUGAUAUCCAUUUGAAGGGGAAUGAAACUGAAUACGAAGUCAAUAAAGACGAGGUUACACUGAAUAUGUCUGGUUCAACUGAUGUUCGCAUAAAGACUGGUUUGGGUUCGUCUAUGAUUCGUUUAUUGAAAGUAUCUAGACCAGAAUGGAAAAGUUUAACUUUUGGGUGUAUAGCUGCAUCGAUUACUGGUGGAAUACAGCCUGUAUUUGCUGUAUUGUAUUCAGAAAUGUAUGCUAUAUUUCAUUCAGCUCAAAAACCUGUUGAGAUGCAAACUAGAGCUAAUUUAGUUACAGGUGUCAUAGCUGCACUUGGUUUAAUUCGAUUGGUCUCGUCUACCUUUCAGGGCUACUUUCUAGGCGUUUCUGGUCAGAAACUUACUCGACGUCUGCGUGAAAAUUUAUUCGCAUCUAUGCUAAGACAGGAAAUGGCAUGGCAUGAUAGACCAGAAAACCAUCCACCCAGUCUAUUAGUUAUGUUAACAUCAGAUGCAAAUAAAGUGAAUACACUAUGUGGUACCUCAUUAGGUCGUUUAAUUGAAUCAAUUGUCCUAGUGUUGAUUUCACUAACUAUCGGUCUCGUUUAUAACUGGAAGUUGACCUUGGUAGUGUUUUUUUUCUUCCCUGUGAUUAUGCUGUCAGGUUAUCUACAGCUUCGUCAGAUUCGUAAAGGUUCUAGUGGUAAUAAAGAAAGUAUGGCUGCUCGCGUUAUUUACGAAGCUCUUUGCUCAACAAGAACAGUACAUGCUUAUAGUUUGGAGAAUUACUUUUAUAAACAGUAUUGUUCUAUACUCAGCUCAGAAAUGGCUGCUGAAAACCGUGCCUUUGUAAUGUAUGCACUUGUUUAUGCAUUAGCUCAAUCAUUGCCAAUUUGUUCAUAUGCUGCUGCAUUUUCCUGUGGAGCCUAUUUGAUGAGUAUAGGAGAAAUCAAUUUGAUAGCAAUAUUUAGGGUCUUCGCUGCUAUCAGUUUUGCUGCUCAGGCGCUUGGUAGAACAUCACAUAUAGGACCUGAAUUAAAACAUGCUUCACUGGCAGCCGAUCGGAUUUUCAGACUUCUUGAUCGGAAAUCCAAUAUACCUGUAAAUGAAGGUUUAUGUCUUGAGCAACCUAUAAAUGAAAUACCUAUUGAAUUCAGAAAGGUUUCAUUCCGUUAUCCAUCUAGGCCGGAAUCUUGGAUUCUAAAGGACUUCUCAUACACAUUCCGACCUGGUCACAAGACAGCUAUUGUUGGACUUUCAGGAUCUGGCAAAACCAGCAUAUUAAGUUUAAUUCAACGGCUGUAUGACGACGAAAGAGGUAAUUCAAACUGUGGUAUAUUUUUCAAUGGUGUUAACAGCCGCCUCAUUUCACCCAAAUGGAUACGCCAACAAAUUUGUGUUGUAACGCAAGAACCACAAUUAUUUAACCUUUCCCUAAUGGAAAAUAUUGCUUAUGGAGACAAUGCGCAAUCUGUUACGAUGGAUGAGAUAACUAACGCUGCACGUCUUGCAAACAUUCAUGAGUUCAUCAUGGGUCUUCCGCAAGGUUACAAAACGCUAGCUGGUCCGCGGGGUAUGCAUAUAUCCACUGGUCAGAAGCAGAAACUCGCAAUAGCACGUUCUCUUAUCCGAAAGCCAAAACUCCUGUUAUUGGAUGAGAUAACUUCUGCACUCGAUCUACAGAACGAACAGUCUAUUCAAAAUAUGUUGGUGAGCCUGCCACAGGACUGCGCAUAUCUAAUGGUUACGCACAGACUGCUUACAACGACACAAGUUGAUGAUAUUUUGGUCUUAGCUAGAGGAAAAAUCAUUGAAACUGGUACAUUCCAUCAAUUAAAACAGACGAGGGGAGCUUUCUUUGCAUUAUUUUGUUCCGAAUAAAGCAGGGAACUGAAGCUUUUAGUUUUUGAAGUUUGGUGCGAAUCGGCAACUACCUCUUCCAAAGCCAUAGUAACUUUUCAACUCUAGACUAUAGUCUACCUUCAUAUGUGUACACUUGAUAUUCUUAACUUAAAACAAAACAAUUCCUUUUUUGUAAACACAAUAUGCAGAAUAUAAUAUUAAUUUCGAACU
Messenger RNA from Heterobilharzia americana, 4313 nucleotides. The record is from the annotation of a GenBank genome assembly. Lineage: Eukaryota; Metazoa; Platyhelminthes; Trematoda; Strigeidida; Schistosomatidae.